Messenger RNA from Orcinus orca (killer whale), 4247 nucleotides. It is a transcript of the gene TNFSF13B, whose product is annotated as TNF superfamily member 13b. The record is from RefSeq and is a predicted model, not a curated record. The transcript is spliced from 6 exons. Bases 2146 to 2997 code for a protein of 283 amino acids. Gene Ontology annotation, biological process: immune response. Gene Ontology annotation, cellular component: membrane. Gene Ontology annotation, molecular function: receptor ligand activity; tumor necrosis factor receptor binding. NCBI's taxonomy places the organism in Eukaryota, Metazoa, Chordata, Mammalia, Artiodactyla, Delphinidae.
GCAGGUGUCCAGGGUGGAAAAGAGAGUAAUUGGUUUCUAGCACUGCCUUGAAUUAUUUUAUUUCGCCAUGUAUUUAGGUACUAGGAAAUGCACUCACUUAUAAUCUGAGAGAGUUUCAAUUACUUUCAGUCAGAAAGUAAUCCCCAAACUAAUCCUUUUGUAAAAAAUUGAAAUGUUACCUAGUAUGUUUUACCGUGAUGAUCUGGAAACGAGGACUGUCACAAAGGAAUUGUAUUACAGUAAAGAGUCUGCACGCUUACUUAUAGAAGACAACUUCCACCUGAGAACAGCUAACUGGGGGGACCACGGGAAUCACUAAAACUUUUUUUUAAACAGAAAAAAAUUUUAAAGUCAUUUUGAAAGGUCUUGGAACUUGCAGAUGCAAAGGGAAAAACAACAAUCCCAAGAGGUAAAAAAUGAAUAAGGCGGAUGACAUCGCACUUAGUGAGACAAGGACGAAACAGGCGGUCCUGGGAGGGAGCUCAGAGACACCUGGUCAAGGUGACUAUGUGCUCUUCUCCAGCAGGUGUGUGCAGCUGUGACCAGGGGACAGGUACAAAGACGUCUAUUGCAGCACUGUUUGUAAGAAUGAAAAAGAUUCCAUGGACUGAAUAAAUGAAACAUUCCGUUCAUAAAAUGAAUGAAUGAAAUAUAUUCCACAUGAUGAAUGAAUGGAAUGAAUGGAAUGAAUGAAAAAUGGGAACAUCUUAAAGGUAGCUUGUUCUACAUUCCUGUAAGUCUCCUUACAGCUCUCGGGGACAGUUAUCACCCCAUCCAACAGUUGAGGACACAGAAUCACAGGCGGGAUUGGUGUCCUUACAGCCACGCCACGUCCAACAAUAGAGAUUUUUUUAAAAAUUUAAUUUAUUUUUGGCUGUGUUGUGUCUUAGUUGCAGUGUGCGGGCUUCUCACUGCAGUGGCUUCUCUUGUUGCAGAGCACGGGCUCUAGGCCCACGGACUUCAUUAGUUGUGGCUCACGGGCUUAGUUGCUCUGUGGCAUGUGGGAUCUUCCCGGACCAGGGCUCGAACCCGUGUCCCCUGCAUUGGCAGGCGGAUUCUCAACCACUGCGCCACCAGGGAAGCCCCCAACAAUAGAGAUUUGAAACUAAAUUCUGUCUGGGUCGAGUCGGGUUGUCUUGUAUACAGGUUAGAUUGGGACAGAGUCGGCCUAAUGUGGACGAGCAGAUUAGCUGCUUUAGGGAAAGAGCAGUUAAUGACGGGACCCAGGCAUCUGGAGCUGAGCUAAGACCGAUUCUCCCCCAAAUGGUGUCAGACGGAGCAGGGACUUGCAGCUCCAGAGGUGGGGACGGCAGAGGUGGGACAGCUCCUGGGGACUGGCCAUCCUGUGGGUGGCUGCCUCUCUAGCAGUGAGUCCCAGGAGGAAGAGGAUUACUUAGAGUCCCUUUCAAAAUGCAUACACCUGCAUAUAGAGGAUCCCCUGCACACCUAAUCUACGUAGGUCCCCAAAAUAUAGGUACUUUCUUCUCAUUCCAUUACUAAGGUGAUAGUGGGGACAGUACUCCCCGGUGGACUUUUAUGCCUUGUCCAAGGACAUUUCAUUGUAUUUCCCACUUAGAGACUUACUAAAUCACUCUCCAGCUGACUACAGUUCAAUGCUGAAGUACUUAGCUUAUCUGACCUUGGCAUUCAUUAAUUUUAUCACACCAGCAGGAACUUAUUCAUAUUCUUUUCCCCCUUCCCUACAAAGCCACGUGGCCCCAAGUGGACCCAGUUCUCUCCUAAUGCCUGAGGGGGAGUUCCUUAAACACCUUCCUAUCUUAAAAGUUGUCUGGAGUGUGCUGGUCCAAACCCCCAACUCCUUGCCGUCAGUAGAUUUAAGGGGCCCUUUUGUGCAUGAGUGUUCUGAGAUGCCAUUAAAAUUCUUACAAAAACUGAAAGUGAAAUGAGGAAGACUGAUUGAGCAAUCACAUAGAAGGGCGAAUGCCAGGAAGACCUAUCAUACAGUAGGGGCAGAGAUGCGGCCGGGCAGAGAGAAGAAAAUUCAGGAGAACUCUCCGGAGGGCGAGCGCCGAGCUGGGCCAUGUAGUCAAUGUAGGACAUCAACAAACACAGAUAACAGGAAAUGAUCCAUUCUCUGUGGUCACUUAUUCAAGGGGCCCGAACCUUCAAAGUUCAAGGAGGGAAAUGGAUGACUCCACAGGGGAGCAGUCACGCCUUUCUCGCCUUAAGACCAGAGACGAAAUGAAACUGAAGGAGACAGUCUCCAUCCUCCCCCGGAAGGAAAGCCCCUCUGUCCGCUUCUCCAAAGAUGGAAAGCUGCUGGCCGUGACCCUGCUGCUGGCCCUGCUGUCCUGCUGCCUCACGGUGCUGUCCUUCUGCCGCCUGGCUUCCCUGCAAGCAGAGCUGGGAAGGCUCCAGGCAGAGCUGCGGGAGCUGCCCGGCGCCCCCCAGGCGGGAGCCGCAGCCCCCAGGGCCGCCCUGUGGGAGGCUGCAGCCGCCACCUCCGCCCUGAAAGGGAGCUUUGCGCUACCAGCUCCAGGAGAAAGCAACUCCAGCCAAAGCAGCAGGAGUAAGCGUGGCCUGCAGGAUGCAGAAGAAACAGUCACUCAAGACUGCUUGCAGUUGAUUGCAGACAGUGACACGCCUACCAUACGAAAAGGAGCUUACACAUUUGUUCCAUGGCUUCUCAGCUUUAAAAGAGGAAGAGCGCUAGAAGAAAAAGAGAAUAAAAUAUUGGUCAAAGAAACGGGUUACUUCUUUAUAUACGGUCAGGUUUUAUACACCGAUAACACCUUUGCCAUGGGACACCUAAUACAGAGGAAAAAAGUCCAUGUCUUUGGGGACGAAUUGAGUCUGGUGACUUUGUUCCGAUGUAUUCAAAAUAUGCCUGAAACACUACCCAAUAAUUCCUGUUAUUCAGCUGGCAUAGCAAAGCUGGAGGAAGGAGAUGAACUCCAACUGGCAAUACCACGCGAAGAUGCUAAAAUAUCCCGGGAUGGAGACGGCACGUUUUUUGGUGCACUGAAACUUCUGUGACCUACUUACACACCUUGGUGUGGCUGUUUUCCUCCCUUUCUUUGUACCUCUAAAGAGAAAACACUUAACUGGAAAUACCAAAAGGAAAAAAAAAAAAAGGUAGUUACCAUAGCCUGGUUUGCUGAAACUAGACCAAAACAGGAAAUUUAACAGACAACCACAGCCAAAGGGUGUCAUGUGAAUUAAAGAACUAGAGCCCGUUUAAGGAAAAAUAGAACUAGAAAGACUUUUCACUAUAAUGCCAUGUUGAACACCUUAGUCAUAGUUUCUUACCUUGCAAGAAGCACAGGAUUCAAAGGGGCAGUAAUCAUUUCUUCAGAAAUGGUAUCCCACUGUUUGCUAUGGGACAGCACCCAUGGCUGUAGGACAUUAAGACAUUUGGGGGAAACCUGAGGAUUUAUCCUCUAUUUUUAUGUUAAAUACCCUUUCUCCAUUUUCAGUUAAUAUUGAGGAAACUAAAAAAAAGAAAAAAAAAGUAUAGAAAUCUUGCAUUCCAUACAUGAAAAAGUAACUAAAAGUUUAAAUAUCAUUAAACAAUCGGACUCAAAAUAGGAUAUAGGUACUAUUUAAGUCUUUUAGGUUUAUUUCAAGUUUGCAGUUUUUAGCUCUAAUAGCAUAUAUUACCUGCUGGAACACUCCUGGACAUCUUUCACAGGAGGGAAAUAAUUCUCUCAUGUGUUUACACUUAGGUGUAUUUUUUAUAGCUAAUUUCAGUUACUUCAGAAACUUUUAAUGUAGGGUAAUUCCAAUUCAUGCAUAUAAGCAUUAAUUGAAAGAAAUAACUAUAAGUGUUUUGACCUAAAAAUAAAAUCUGCCAUAGAAGUUAAUAAGUACAUUUGUAAUAAUGUAAUAUCAUUUCCCUUUAUUUCCUAUCCUUCUAUUUUAAACUGCUGGUAUUGUAGUUCACAUAUCCCAGCCUUUAAAAAAUACUCAUGUUAUUAGCUUUACAGAAGUUGAGGUUUAAUUAAAGUUCUUGGCAUCCUGAGUAUGUUAUAUCCCAUGUGCUUGUUCCAAAGAUUAUCACAUGCCAGAAGACAUUGUCCUAAUUUUCAUUUUAUAAAGACUCAUUUUUGAGAAUGCUGUAAUACUUAUCUUUUAUAACGUCAUGUGUUUUGCUUAUAUUUUUAAAUGUCAUCAGUUUAAACAGUUUACUUCAUUGUUUAAACAGAUGGAAAAAUAGACCCUGGUCUACACUAGUUUUCCCCAGUUUACAUUAAAAUAUUUUUAAAGGUAUUUUUUUCAAAACAAAA